Tetranychus urticae (two-spotted spider mite) is the source of this 881-nucleotide messenger RNA. The record is from RefSeq and is a predicted model, not a curated record. NCBI's taxonomy places the organism in Eukaryota, Metazoa, Arthropoda, Arachnida, Trombidiformes, Tetranychidae.
UCCAUCAUCUUUAUCCUUUUUAAGGUGUUUUUGUGAACAUUUUCAUUAAAUUUUUGAUAUUAUUAGUUACUAUCAACAUGUCAACAACUCAAAUUAAUGGCGUAACCUUUUGUCGCAACUUUGUAAAUCGUGGUUACUGUUAUGGACUUGGCUGUAAAUAUCUCCAUGUAGAUAGACAAAUUGAAUCUCAUUACAAACGGACUGGUAGAUUACCAACGGAAUUAGCAAAUGAAUGGUGCAACACCCAAAAAAUAUUGGCAAAAAGAGACCCGAAUGUUUGCCAAGAUCAAAAUCAAUCAAAGUGUUUCCGGGUUAAUUGUAAAUUUGGAACCCACCAUGUCUUUAGAACAGACAUGGAUGCUGGAAACAUUGUUGAAUUCACAUUCAGACCUAGCCCUAAAAUGAUGGAUUACUUAGCGCAUAUUUACCAGGCUCCAAAACCUUACUGGUACUCGGAUGUUUUAUGCCACAUCAGAACCCCUUUUCCACUACUGGCUGAGCACAUCAUUAAAGUAUUGAAAACAUUCCGGAUUCAAAGGAGUCAAGUUUCUUUUUAUUAUAAUGAGCGGGAAAUCAUGCCAAAUGAUUCCAAUGUGACUCCAUAUUCACUUGACAUCGGCAAUGGUGUCAUCUUUUUGUGCUCUUUAAAUAUGGCUAAGGUUCGCGGUAAGAAUUUUACAGAUAAAGAAAAGGAACUUCUUGUUUCUCUCAUUGAAGAUCAUCCUAAAAAAGAGUUAACAACGAAUCGAAACAACGACAAAGAUACUUCUAUUGCCAAGAAAAACUUCUGGUGUGAAAUUGCUGAAAGUUUAAAUUCCGCUAGCGGAAAUGCAACAACUUUCAAUGGUGACCAGUUGAAGAUUUGUUUAAAAACAUGGUAA